AUGGUUUCGCCGUUGGAAACAUUGUUGAAGAGCGAACUAACGCCCAAUAAGAGCACUGCCCGACCCAUCAAGCUUAAGUCAGGAAUGCUGUUUAACAAAGUGAACGGGUCUCGCACGCCGUUUCGUAAUCCAACUCUAAUGGGCUCUAGUAAUUUAGCCAAUCAUUUGGCAAGUGUAUGGGAUGGUGAAUUGCACAUUUCCAGAAUCGGUUGCAAGGGUACCCCUUCCUUGUGCACCUUCGGCAACCGGUACAAUCUGGAAUCGUUGCCCCAGUUGGCCGGAUCCGUUCGAAAGUGGUCGCAUCGAUGA
This is a messenger RNA of Echinostoma caproni, 309 nucleotides long. The record is from the annotation of a GenBank genome assembly. NCBI's taxonomy places the organism in Eukaryota, Metazoa, Platyhelminthes, Trematoda, Plagiorchiida, Echinostomatidae.